Nomia melanderi (Alkali bee) is the source of this 1826-nucleotide messenger RNA. Its product is annotated as WD repeat-containing protein 46. Gene Ontology annotation, biological process: maturation of SSU-rRNA from tricistronic rRNA transcript (SSU-rRNA, 5.8S rRNA, LSU-rRNA). Gene Ontology annotation, cellular component: small-subunit processome; 90S preribosome; nucleolus. NCBI's taxonomy places the organism in Eukaryota, Metazoa, Arthropoda, Insecta, Hymenoptera, Halictidae. The record is from RefSeq and is a predicted model, not a curated record. Gene Ontology annotation, molecular function: protein binding.
CCGCUAGAUGGCGGGUCAGUCGACAGUUACCUUUUUCGGAAUGGUUCGUAACUUUUGGGACACGUGUUUUUGGUUAGAAUUAAAUCCCGAAUGACACACUGAACUGUUUUGUUGUCUGUUAAGUAAUGUUACAGUUCUAAGCUUGGAAAAUACUAAAGCAAAAUGGACCGUAUAAGAAAGAAGUAUCGUAAGCGACCACCCAUUGAUGAGGAAUUAUUAAAAAAGCACAGCAGAGGUGAAGGGGUUAAUGUGCAAGUUGCAACAUCUAAAAUAAAGAGUAAGAUACAAAAACAAAAAUUAGAAAGAAACGAGAGAGUCAUAGAUCAUACGAUAAAAGCUGCAGCCCGAGCAGAAUUAUUGCUGACCGAAGAUUAUGGUUGUCUGGAAGCAGAUCCAGGAUAUUCGACUAUGUUUUAUAAACAGAAACAAAUUGCAGAAAAUGCAGACAUAACUAGCGCGACUAAGCAUUUUACAUUGAGAUUAGGUUUUGGUUGUUACCGUAUAAGGUACACGAAGAAUGGUAGACAUUUACUUCUUGGUGGAAGGAAAGGACAUGUAGCUGCUUUAGAUUGGGUUACAAAAAACUUAGCCUGUGAGAUGAAUGUAAUGGAAUCGGUGCACGAUGUGUCAUGGUUGCACAUAGAAACAAUGUAUGCUGUAGCACAAAAGUCAUGGGUAUACGUAUACGAUAAUCAAGGCAUUGAACUUCAUUGUAUAAAGCAAAUGCAUAAUGUGAACAGAUUAGAGUUUCUGCCUUAUCACUUUUUACUUGCCAGUGCUUCCAGAGAGGGUUACUUGACUUGGCUUGAUACCUCUAUAGGACAACUUGUUACGAAACCUACCAAUACCAGAUUAGGAAACAUACAUGUAAUGACUCAAAAUCCAAGUAAUGCAGUACUUUGCGUGGGUGAUUCGAAAGGAGUGGUUUCUAUGUGGUCUCCAAACAGUAAGAGGCCAUUAGCAAAGAUGUUGUGCCAUACUCAGGCAAUAAGAGCAUGUGCGGUUCAUCCGCAUGGAACUUAUAUGGCAACUAGCUGUCCAGCCGGCCUUCUAAAGGUUUGGGAUGUUAGACAGUUAUCAGGUCCAGUGUUCAAUUAUCGUACACGAUAUCCUGUACAACAGUUAUCUUACAGUCAGCGUGGUCACCUGGCAAUGGGAAUGGGAAAUGUAGUGGAAAUUUUUAGACCUGCGGCCGAAGGAAUGAGACCAUAUUUGAGACACAGAGGACAAGGAAGCGUGACCAGUUUGCACUUUUGUCCAUUCGAAGAUGUCCUAGGCGUCGGUACGUCGAUAGGAGUGGCCUCUCUUCUGGUCCCUGGAAGCGGAGAAGCUAAUUACGAUGCUCUAGAAAGCAAUCCGUUCCAAACCAAGGCUCAAAGACGCGAGGCUGAAGUGAAAGCUCUUCUAGAUAAGAUUCAACCGGAAUUAAUUACAAUGGAUCCAGUUGCCAUAACAGAGGUGGAUGUGCCUAGUUUGAGGCAUAAGGUGGAGGAGAAGAACAAGCUCUUGUUCCUUAAACCAAAAAGUAUAGACUAUAAACCACGCAGAACAAAAGCUAAAGGAAAGGGUGGCACGGCCAAAGUAAUUAAAAAUAAAAAGAUUCUGAAGGACCGUAACCGAAAGGAAUUUAUUAACAUUUUGCGAAAAGCGAAGUCACGACCAGACACGAAGAAAAACGGACCGAAAAAGAAUUACGGAGUAUUGAACAGAUUCGUGUCGGAAUCUAGAUAAUUUGUAUCGCGUAAUUUGAAACUUUCUAAAACUCGUCGAUUCUCUAUGUAAAUUCAUCUAAUUGUAAUUAAACCGUUUGGAAUUUCUACUUUAAA